Molecule: messenger RNA, 1926 nt
Organism: Habropoda laboriosa
Lineage: Eukaryota; Metazoa; Arthropoda; Insecta; Hymenoptera; Apidae
Product: tyrosine decarboxylase-like
Exons: 4
Coding region: 196-1860 (554 amino acids)
Biological process (GO): amino acid metabolic process
Molecular function (GO): pyridoxal phosphate binding; carboxy-lyase activity
Source: RefSeq, a predicted model, not a curated record
ACGCGGAACAUACCUGUUACGCGAAGCGUUCCCACCAAGCGGAGGAGCCGCGCUCUGCGAGACGAACAUUUGAAUACAAGAGACGGAUAGUCGGUAAAAUUCGACGAAAUAAAUCGAUCCGAAGUGAUACACGUCGUCAAAGUGGAUUCGUUAUUCUUCUCGUCCGGUGAUUGAAAGGAACAACCGGCGAUUAACAUGAACAUCGAUGAGUUUCAACUACGCGGCAAGGAGAUGAUCGAGUACAUCUGCGAGUAUCUACGCACUCUCGAAGGAAAAAGGGUGACAGCGAACGUGGACCCCGGCUAUCUAAGGCCCAUGCUGCCUAAAGAGGCGCCAGCUAAGGGUGAAUCAUGGGACGCCAUAAUGAGGGACGUCGACAGUAAAAUAAUGCCCGGGAUCACCCACUGGCAACAUCCGCGUUUUCACGCCUACUUCCCAGCAGGCAACUCGUUCCCCUCGAUCCUCGGGGACAUGCUAUCCGACGCAAUCGGCUGCAUAGGUUUCUCUUGGGCGUCGAGCCCGGCCUGCACGGAACUGGAAACGAUCGUUCUCGACUGGUACGCCAAAGCGAUAGACCUUCCGCCGGAGUUCCUGGCCGAGCACAAGAGCUCGAAGGGCGGCGGUGUGAUACAAGGGUCCGCAUCUGAGUGUAUUCUGGUCACGAUGCUCGCUGCCCGUACCCAAGCGAUCCGUACGUUGAAGGAACAGGACCCUAACACCGAGGAUUCAGCCUUUCUACCUCGAUUGGUCGCCUAUUGUUCCACCGAGGCUCAUUCCUGCGUGGAGAAAGCGGCGAUGAUCGGUCUGGUGAAGCUUCGCGUGUUAGAACCCGACGAGAAAGGUUCUCUGCGUGGUAAACGAUUGGAAUCAGCGAUCAGAGAAGACGUGUCCAACGGUUUAGUACCGUUCUUCGUCUCCACCACACUCGGAACAACCGGAUCGUGUUCGUUCGAUAAUCUCGUCGAGAUCGGUCCUAUAUGCAAACUUUAUCCAAACAUCUGGCUACACGUGGACGGUGCUUACGCUGGGAACGCGUUCAUUUGCCCGGAAAUGAGACCUUUCAUGGCUGGUAUCGAGCAUGCUGAUUCAUUCAACACAAAUCCCAACAAGUGGUUGCUCGUCAACUUCGAUUGUUCUUGCCUAUGGGUCAGAGACAGAGUGAAGCUUACGUCGGCGCUCGUUGUCAAUCCUUUGUACCUUCAACACGCCAAGUCUGGAGAAUCCAUCGAUUAUCGUCACUGGGGUAUUCCUUUAAGUAGACGAUUUAGAGCGUUGAAAUUAUGGUUCGUUAUGAGAUCCUAUGGAAUCACCGGAUUACAGAAGUACAUAAGAAAUCAUAUCAGAUUGGCGAGGAGAUUCGAGACUCUGAUGAGGAGAGACAAGAGAUUCGAGAUCACCAACGACGUCAGAGUAGGUUUGGUGUGCUUCAGGUUGAAGGAGAGCGACGAGAUCAAUCAGGAGUUGUUGGCAAAUAUCAACGCGUCUGGAAGACUUCAUAUGAUCCCUGCUAGAGUGAUGGGCAAGUACAUAUUGAGAUUCUGCGUCAUCAAAGAGAACGCCACAGAGGACGACAUAGAUUACGCCGUGGACGUGAUCGAGGAGCAUGCUACAGAGGUGAUGCUCGCUCAUUACGAGGGCACGGAGGACGAGUUCAGAGCGAAGGGACCCAAGAGUCCUGCCGCAUUGGACAAGAAGCUCGUGCGGAAGUUCAGCUUCACCAGGAGCGUAACCAGAGACGUGUACAAGAGAUCUAUCUCCAAGUCGAGCCUUCACGACGGCGCUACGCCUAUUAUGGUCGUCGAUGAUAAUUCUCAGGUCGACACCAUCGAGGAAGACGUUUUCUGCAACAGCAGGUCGUGACGUUCCCGAUGAUGAUAUCCAGACGAUUCGUGAUUUAGAUGAUAGGAAAGUCUCUCGAAACCGGCC